Messenger RNA from Silurus meridionalis, 2721 nucleotides. It is a transcript of the gene fezf1, whose product is annotated as FEZ family zinc finger 1. Lineage: Eukaryota; Metazoa; Chordata; Actinopteri; Siluriformes; Siluridae. Gene Ontology annotation, cellular component: nucleus. Bases 807 to 2120 code for a protein of 437 amino acids. The transcript is spliced from 4 exons. The record is from RefSeq and is a predicted model, not a curated record.
AAAUCGGCAAGAGUUCACUAAUAAUAAAAAAAGGAAAGAGAAGCUGUAUUACUGUAUUCUGUGUCCUGAUGGUUGUAAUAUUUCUUCAGUAUGCUAUUAUGUGAUCUUUCUUUCUUGUACAUCCAAUUGUCAUUCAUUAUUGUUUUUAGAUCACACACACGGCUGUGAUUUGCUCCUGACCUGAACGCCAGCACUGCGGUCACGUCUUGCACACGCUGAGAUUUUUUUUGACGUGUCAGACGCGCGCGUGAUGUCAGAGCAGAGGCGCGCGGGGCGCUGAGAUUCGCCCAGCGCUGUCCAGCUGAGCGCGCGACGCCUCCUGAUAAAGAGCUGCAGAGAGGCGCGCGCAGAGUUUACUCACCCACAGCAGUGCAUCAGGUUCAGGGGGGGAAGAGAGAGAGAGAGAGAGAGAGAGAGAGAGAGAGAGAGAGAGAGAGAGAAAGAGAGAGAGAGAGCAGGUGUGUGGAUUGACAGAAAACUAAAUCGAGCUGUUACCUGCUCUUCUCAUUUGCUUUGUUUUUCCUUCUGCCGCCGAAACUGUGAGUGUGGCCGUCGUGCCCUGGUGAGCAGGGCCGGAUAGACAGUAUUUAGCGCCGGUGAUUGUGCGGGCGGGCGUGCGUGCGCGCGUGUGUGUGCGCGCUUGCGUGCGUGCGUGCGUGUAUCACCGGAGUGGUUGUGCGCUCAGUGGGCCGCCGCGUUCGAUCAUGUCCUCACUUUCGACUCAGUGAGAGGAAUCAAACUUUAUCUUCAACAAGUCCUGCGCCUGUGGGCACCUGAUCCAGACGAGGCGCUCGUGUCCCGGGGUGAUGAUGGAGAGCGCGCUGUACCCCCCGGCGGGGAUAUUCGGCACCCCUUCACCGUCCACGGCAGGAGGAAGCGUGGUCACCAGCGCCAAACCCCUGGCGUUCUCGAUCGAGCGGAUUAUGGCCAGGACGCCAGAGCCCAAGUCGAUGUUGUCUCUGCCCAACUGUGUUCAGCACGGUGCCGCGGGAAAGGCCGACACACGGGCCUCCCUCGCUGUGCCUCCGUCCCCGCUGCACUGCGUGCUGCCGCUCAUGCCGCUCGCCUACGAGCCCGCGCACAAACUUCACAGAGUAGAAUCGAGCCGCGGCGAGCCCGAGUUUCCCUACGGCACCGGCGAGCUCCUGAGCAUCGGCGCCAACGCCAAGGCCGAGCAGCGGGACGCAGCACCUGCGAUCGGACAGUACAAACUUUUCCGGCCGCGGGUACUUUCGCACUCGUCCAUGCACACCGCUGCUGCCGCCGUGUGCUACGUGAACUGUGGCGAGAGCGCAUGCGCGCCUCCGCCCGCCGCCCUGCUAAACCUGCACCCGGUGGCCUCGUACCUGCUGAACAGCCCGUUACACCCGCGCCACAAAAACCUUCUGGGAGAGAAGAGCAGAGGCGCGCACGGCCUGGACUCGUACCCCGGAGCUCUGGCGCUAAAGGAGCUCUCGCACUCUCAGCUGCAGCACUACAUGAAGGAGAGCGCACACAUCCUGUCCGAGAAACUGUUCAAAAGCUCAGCCAAGUUACACAGCAGCUCUCCCCCAGCCAAAGCCAAAGUGUUCACGUGUGAAGUCUGCGGCAAGGUAUUCAACGCGCAUUAUAAUUUAACCCGACACAUGCCCGUGCACACAGGAGCCAGACCGUUUGUGUGUAAAGUGUGCGGCAAAGGAUUUCGUCAAGCGAGCACUCUGUGUCGUCACAAAAUCAUUCAUACUCAGGAAAAACCGCACAAAUGCCAUCAGUGUGGGAAAGCGUUUAACCGGAGCUCGACUCUGAACACACACGCGCGCAUCCACGCCGGAUACAAACCGUUCGUGUGUGAAUUCUGCGGGAAGGGAUUUCACCAAAAAGGCAACUACAAAAACCACAAACUGACGCACAGCGGCGAGAAACAGUUCAAGUGCAGUAUUUGCAACAAAGCCUUUCACCAGGUCUACAACCUGACUUUCCACAUGCACACGCACAACGACAAGAAGCCCUUCACCUGCCCCACAUGCGGCAAAGGCUUCUGCAGGAACUUCGACCUGAAAAAACACAUACGAAAACUGCACGACGCUUCACCGGACCCGCACUCACCGGGAACCCCUUCAGAGCAGCGCGAGGCCCCGUGAACACUGCGCGCGUGUUUAUGACCCACGCGACAGUCCAGGCUGCUCAGUAGGGCACGUGCUCCCCACUAUGCAGACUGUGCGGGUUUGAACGCUUUACUGUUCCUGCUGGUUCUGACACACCAGACUCUUUCUCAACAAACUGCACUCCUUUAUCCUGCAAACAAACCGCUCGAUUAUCUUUCGUUUUUGUUUGUUUGUGUGGGUUUUUUUUAGAAUCCUUAGUAAAAAAAUACAAUGAUACCAUUCUUUUCACUCUCAGGGUAUGUAAACUGCGUGCUAUAUGGUUUAUUACACACCUUUAUUGACUCUUUUAUUAUUUUGUCUAAAAGAAAUGCAUUUUUUUAACUUAAAGAGAGUGAGUUGUAAACAUCAUUAGGCUUAUUUCUGUGACGGCGCUUUAUUUUCUUCAUUGUGUACAAUAUCACAUAUUUAUAGUUUGCUGUUCUUUAUCAGCCAUGCUGUUACUGAUUAUUUCGGUUAAAUCGUCGUGAAUUAUGCAAGAGUUUGUUGUAUAUAAUUAUCACUGGCUUCAGAUUUCUCAUCAAAACAACAUAUAAAUCGUUAUAACGAGGGGAAAAUACAAAUAAAUAAAAAAAACUUA